ACAGUGAUGGUACCGCCCCUUCCACUUUACUCCUUCCUCCACGAGUAGUCUGUUGCCCAACCUGCCUCUGGUUGUAUGUUCUACUUUGCUCAACGCACACCCUUGUACAACCGGCAGAAAAAAAACCUUCGCGAUUACUAAUGCCAUUUGGAUUCGCUUCGCUUCAUUUUUCGUUGCAACAACGAUGCAGGAAUUGGGCGUUGAUGCAUGAAAGCACAGACAGAAUUAACAACACUUCGGACAGCUUUACAGCCAAGAUUACAGAAAUCUUUUCUGACAAGGAGUGACUGUUCGAGAAACAGUGCUGCAGGCAUAAACGAAAAAAGUAAUAAAGGGACAGUUAUUUAGCAACGAUAGGGCGGUCUUUUGAACCGGAUAUUGAGGCUCAGCCGCUUUUCAAACCCGUUUGAAGACCGUCGCACUUUUCUCCAAUUUUAAGCUUACGCCAGACGGGACUAUGUUUACCCUGCGUGACUGCACUGUCUAACUAGAACCCAUAGCGUCAAUGCACUUACCGGACGACAGCACUUUGAGCCAGCAAGACAGAUUCGGCGAGCUUGGGCUUGGGGACACUUCAUUUUUCACUGCUGUUGUCUGUGAUUACCACACGGUCAACGAGAUUGUUGGCUAGAAAAGGGCUUUGACUCGUUCAUUAACUUCACGAAAAAGCAGGAAGGCCGAAAACUACGGAGACCAGCACUAGAAAGCGAAACCAGAAACGGGCUUAGAAUUGAUGGCAAGCGGCAAAGGGGCACGGAUCGCUUCUCCGGUUUCGAGCAGUAUCAUAACAUGAGUGUUACUGCACGCCGUGCUGUAAAACAAGUGGACGUGUGGCAAGUCUUUGAGAUCCUUGGGUUAAUUUUCUGAACAGCGAUCAGUAUCGGCAUCAUCGUUGAAACCAUGGUUCACUGGCAGGAAACUAGUUCUAAGAAGCCAGCUCAUUGAAGUAGACGUAAAGCUCUGGUGUUGUCAACUUCCGCAUCUUCGUUGAUACUCAGCACGGGGGCUCCUUGCUGACCUGGCUUCCUGUGUAAAUCGCUUCUCGUUAUCUUUCAAUUGGUCGUCUUUCGGAGCAGCGCACUGACUGUUCACCAUCUCUAUACUGCGUUAUCGAGCUUCUCUGGUUCAAGUUAGGCGACGCAAGCAUCAGCUGCAGACAGAGACGACAGAACACAAUGCCACGCUAUGAUAGUAGAUUCUUCAAAGAACAUUGCCCUGCAGAGAGAGAGAAUCCAAGCUUGACUAAAGUUGAACUGCAGCAGCUACCCAGUACUCCAAAAGAACCAAAGCUACAGUUUUAGGAAAGAGCAACAGUCCAGCAAUCUGUGGGGGAAACAAUUUUGUGUGGACUGAGUUUGUCAAGAUCAGCGCUCAAAUGGUGUCGCACGUCGAAGAUGUUGCGUACCACUGGCACGAGGGUAACAUCACCGCAGUCAUGGGUGGUGCUGGGGUUACAAGCCCAAUCGACUCUUCCGUAAACGACACUGACUUCGCCUAUGACCCUGGGGUCGUAAUGUUUUUCAGCGUGAGUCAGGUUCUCUUCCCAUUGAUGUAUGUCCUUCUUGCCAUUGUGGGUCUAGUCGGCAACGCUGCAGUGCUUUUCAUCAUCGUAUGUCACCCAGACAUGCAGACAGUGACUAACUAUUUCAUAGCAAACCUGGCCAUCACAGACAUCUUCACUUUGGUGAUGUGCACAUUGCCUACCGCACUCUACGCAGCGGGUAUACUGUUCCCGGUACCCGCCACCUGCAAAGCCAUCAACUACAUUCAGUAUGUAAUGGUGCAGGCAACGUGUUGCACAUUGACAGCAAUGUCAAUCGACAGGUACAACCUGAUUGUCCAUGCCGUGCAAUCCAGAAAAAGCCGGACCACCAGCAAGGUCAUCAUUAUCAACACGUUCAUAUGGGCAGCAUCUUUUCUGCUUCACUGCCCUGUUGCCAUCUACUCAAACAUUACGCAUCACAAUAUAUGUGAGACGUUUUUCCCAACCGUAUUGGCCGAGAAAGUGUUCCAUACCUUCGCCACGAUGACGAUGUACGUGCUUCCGCUGUCCAUCAACCUCGUGUGCUACAUCAGUAUUCUGCACCAAGUUUGGACAAGGACGUCGCUGGGGACAGAGAGCGCGCAUGCACAGGAGAGGUCGGUCAGACGCAAGCGGAAGAUCACGCGCAUGGUCUUUGUAGUGGUGUUGCUCUUUGCCAUUUGUUGGGCGCCUGCGCAAAUCGUCCGGAUGUGGCAGACUUUCGACUAUGUCAAUUACAACAAUCUGCGGUUCACCCGUAUCCAGUUAAUGGGGUCGCUUGAAUUUGUGGCUUUGUGCCUUGCCUACGCCAACAGUUGCGUUAACCCAUUCGUCUACGCCUUCACGACGACGAGUUUUAAAAAGUACUUCAAAAAAGUUUUCAGACCAUGCUGCAGGUUUUCAUACAGACAAGCCAGAUCAACGAGUACUAUGAGUCCGUCGACAUCCCGGGUGUCAAAGGUCCUCACUAGGGAAGAGUCGUCCGUGUAAAAUUAGAAUUUAGAAAUAUACCCACAAAGGAGAGACUUACAAAAAGUUUGUUAAAAAAAUCAUUCUAUGAGCUUUAGGGGUAAAAAACUACAGUGCUAUACUUUAAAUGGCCGUAGACCUGUGGAAUAGCUCUAACCAGGAUAGACACGUUGCAGCUUAUUAUAAGCUGAUCCACUCACGAUGUCACUGAACUCACAAUGGUCUACUGCAAUGAGGAAUAGUAGUGUGCAUGCUGAGGAGCACGUGCGAUGCAUUUUGCCAUUAACCAGGACCUGUCAAUGUAUUUUUGGAAUCGCCAAGACGGUCCGUCAUGGAAACACAGAUUUGCCACCCUGUAGAUUACCUCAUUGAUACGAAAGUUAACCACCUUUCUGCCCUUAACAUAAGACUGCCCAUGACAGACCUGGUAACCUGACACAUGUCCAUUGCAUGGCCAGAUCCAUUGAAUAAGAAUGGACUUGAAAUCUUAAACACAUUGCCUUAACAACAAGCCAAAUAUAGGUGUUGUCGCAAGGUUUGGGGCUCAAAAUGACAUCCAUUCAAGUCCGGUACCAAAUCCCCCAAAGCCAAUAGGCAAAAGGGGUGAUAGGAAUUUCUCCUCACACUUUUAGCUGUGCGGAAUGUAUUUUCAGGUAGGGAAGCUUUGACGCUGGGAAUUUUAAACCAACAACGGAUUUUGAACAACAGAUAAACGGCUUGCACUGCCUUUGAGCACAAAACCCCUUGAGAUUAGUUUUAGGGCUAUCUUGGAUGGCUCAAAGGUGAGAUCGUCAUUCCACGACCUUACUAAGCUCACGAUUGAGCUUGCUUUACCAAACGAUGUCGCCCAAUUUGCCUUCCGUCAUUCGAAUGUGGGUACACAUUAAUCUUGUGUUAUUGCAAUAUGUAUUUGUGUUUUUGUUCUCAAGUCGACAGCAUCUCUGAAGUUUGAAAUGUGUUCCAUUAACAAGUCUACCCUUGGAGUGCUUUUGGCAUUCUUGUUUACGACUCGAAAGAUCUACGCUGGCUGAAGUGGGAAAUGAUCCUGGCCGGAUGCUCAGAUUUUCCAGUUUGUGGCAGCUCUGUAGCUUCGGGGGCUUUUGUCAAAUUGAAACAACUUCAGAGUAAUAGAAGGGUGAUUAUCUAGCGCGGGUAAAAUCAAUGCUUGAUGUCAGGAGAGAAAUACAAAAUGAAGACAGCCUUAAGAGGGUAUUCUUCUGACGUAGAAUUUGGCGCUCGGUGCUAGAUAUAAGCCUCAGGGCAUUCAGAGUCGACUUUUGAAGAGGGAGAGAAAAAAAAACCACUUUUCCUUUUUUGAAUUUGAGACGAUUGCAGCUUCGAAGCUUGACAGUCUGCGUGUUUGUUAGGCAAAAUAAUGGUAUCUUCUAAAAAGUCAGCUAUCUUUUUCGAAGAGGAGGCCUUUAUCUAGGUUCGUUUUCUCUUGUAUAUUUUCACGCGUUUGUGUAUGUUUGUUCUAAAGUGGUCGUUGAAUUUAGUAAUGUUAAAUGCAAAUUCAUGAUAUUUGAUUAUGAUUAUAAGUGUUUUGAUUUCAAUAAGAAGGACUUAUCAGACAGACAGAAAGACAAAGAGACUGACACAACUAACGGACUGACAAACAGAUUGUAUGAGUGGAAUGGCGUAUACUAGAGCAUUAUAAACAGCAGCCGUAGAUUAGGUUAGGGUGGUCCACUCCAAUGCCUGUGAAACUGACAAUGACCAGUGCCAUGGAGAAUCGACCAUUUAAACAAGGUACCUGAUACGACCUCUCAUUUGAAUUAAGUGAGCAGGUGUAUUUAUGCGUAAAAAAGGUAAAACUAUCCGUGCUGGCUACGUGACUUUCGCCUGAGUGUCCGUCUUUACAUUGCUCGACGUACCCAGGACACGGGCACCUCUUGAUAAUUGAUAAAAGCUGUUGGAGCAACUGUAAAUACGAAAGCCAGAGCAUGCCUGGCGAAAAUGACUUAAGGGCAUAUUUAAUGUAAUAUAAUAGUAAAUAUACAAAUGAUAUGCAUAUAUACUUUGCAUGUUUACGUGUAGAAAAACUCCAUUUUCCCGACCACAAAACUUCGCAAACGUUAUCUGUGAGGCAUUUGCUCCUGGCCAUGAUUUGUUGAUAACAGCCCAAAGAAUAAUGACAAAUUCCGGACCAGCAGACACAGAAGCUCAUAGAGUAUAAGGAACGUCCAAAGGUUUCGUUUCUCUUACUUGCACACCGUAAAUCUGAUUUUAGGUUAUGCGUGAUAUUCUCUUUCACACAUUGCCAUCUGUCUCGGUUUACAUCUGAGAAACAAGUCUUUUUGUUUUUUGCCUUGAAUUUUCUUUUCAUUCAAAGGGGGGGUGUCUACGUGAAAAGAGAACACAGAGAGAAAACGUCAAUAUGAUCAUACAUUAAGCAAGAUUCAGUAACGUAAACACUAAGAAAAAAUAUGAUGCAGUGUUGAGGUUGCUACGGUAAUCAAAUUUUAAGGUCCGUAGUGCGGCACAGUUGCCAAAUGCAUUCAACCCACUGAUCAAAAGUGUUGAUUAUUCCACCUUACUAAAUUCGAGAGGCCGCUUUUCCCUAUUUCCUUCCUGAAUGCUUUUUAAUAUUCAUAAGCAUCAUUUACAUUUUACAUGUAACAGACAUUUACCAGAGCUGGUGGCAGCGAGCACAUCAUAAUAUUAAAUAUAUUUUUAAGACUGUGCACAUGCUUGAUUCAUUGUGUAUUAUUUAUUGUUAAUCUCCAUUCACGUGAAGAAAACUGUAAUCUUCUUCGACGUAAAUACAGAUUUUUAUUUUUAAUGAUAACGGCUUUAUAAAGACCAAGCUAAUACUCAAGUGGUUACAUGUUGCGUUGUAAUACGGAGUGUUGAGUAUAGGGCAUUGUAUCUGUAGACAUGUACGUGUUGUCCCCUUGUACCUCUGCCAGUGUAACUUAACCAUUCGACCCGAAUCUCUCUCGCCAAUCAAUCCAUUUCACAGCGGGUGCACACGGUUCGUUUGUGCACAGACCUUCGGAGGUAGGUUGUCACCUUGAGGAGUUAACAAUGGAUCAGUUAGUUGCUCGUUGACUGCGUCAAGCUCAAACGACGCGAGCUCCAUUACCUGUCUGCUUACUGCAUAAAUGUUUUCAAAUUAAAGGCAACCGUUAGUGGCAGCCUGUGGUCGAAUUCCUAACGACACAAAUUAUUGCCAACUUAUAAACCAUAAUUCAGUCCUUAGUAGCCAUAAAUCCAGGCCAGGCAGAAGCGAUGGACAUCGGAGAUAUUGAGCCCUGGGGCUGGGGCAAUAUUUAUAGAGAGUUAAGAAAGGGGUGACUUAUCCAUUAGUGAUGGAGGCGCAUGAAGUAGUCUCACCCAUGCAGUUAAAAUUUGAAUCAUUUUCGGUGUAAAGUGUCACCCAAAAGUAUGAUUGUCAAAAUGGCGGAAUUCUGUCUGUCUGGUCAGGGCACAUCUGUUGUAUUAUGAGACGUGGGUGUGUGAAUGUAUUAAUUAAGGUGAUCGUAUUGUUGCGGGAGGGAAUAAGGUCAUUCGUCCAAGUCAAGUUGAGGACAGGUUGUGGACAUUGUUGAGGGUUAAUUUGCGGGAUUUUUAACCAUCUUGUCCGCAAUCUCUCCGCAAUAAUGCAGUUAAUUUGUUUGCAUAAUGUCCCCCCUCUGGGGUUUUGAGCAAAGCUGGUCACUCAAGGACACACUCACUGCACUAGCAUUUAACACUGUCAUAGCACAACUUAUAUGGUGCCACCUGCUGUGUGCACAGAGGCAAAAUAUAAACAACCAUUCACUCAUCGGCGACAAAUCGUCCACGACUUGUCCGGCACGAGUUUCGGGAUGGUCCCUAUAAGGAUUUGGUGAGACCAAGGAGUAAGAUUAUUGUGUUGGAUGUUCAGUCAUUAGCAAUUCUUUCCUGUUGCCUUGUUCCUACCCACUAUAUAGAUUUAUCAUGUUUUUAAACAAGGUACUUCAAGUUGUUUAAGUUGUAAAAGGGUACCCGCAAACGAUGUAUUCACUUGGAUCAAACUGCGGUCCUGGCCCGAAUUUUUUUUAUGAGAGACUUCCAUUAAGCAUCUUUUUCCCUGCAGUAACAGGCCAAAGAAAAAUACGGGAAGCGAAUGAAAUUUGAACCGACGUUUAGCAGGCCAAUAAUCCGUCCAAGUGGAUAUCAAUUGCAAAGUAUCAAAAUGCUAAAAAUUGUACAUUUUGGUCACCUAGGCAUAUUGAUUUUGUUGUGACAGGCCCCAUUGUGACCUAUUGCAUUUCUGUCGGAGCUAUCCCAUUUGAGAAGAUAUGCAUUUCGCAACCAGUUACGUUUCACAGUUGGAAAGUCCGUCGGCAGACUGUGUGCAGGGUUUGUUCGUCUUCUUAUUCUCUCUGCGUGGGUGUUCGUCUAGAGAUCGCUAAGGUUUACUGGCAUAUCAUGGUUGCGCUUUUCUGUAGGCAAGAGUAGCCUACUUUGAUGCCGAUAUUUAUGUUCAUGGAUUCCAUGCCUGUUUGGUUAAAGAUAAGCGUUUAAGUCAUUGCUAAAACUUCCUAAUAAGAAAGCUGAAUGGGUUAUACCUUUUACAACCACUUUUGGCUUGAAAUAUUUGUAUUAGGCCUAUGUGUUUAAAAAUACCUGAUGUAACGGGACAUUCAGUGUACACCUACUAAGGCUGCAACACACUUAAUAUUUAUGUUGUUGAUAUGAUUAUGUUAUCUUGCCUGUAUCAAGUCGUCAACUUAAUUCAAGAUUAUCCUAUAGGUGGCGCUGCAAUUUUCAAAGGUGAAGACCAGUUGCAUGUAUAAGUUUGCCCUUUGCUCAUGGCAGUUUCAUUUGACAUUUUAGAGCAUUUACUGAAUUUGGCCUACUGCCUUAGGAAGCAAGAGUUGGAUUAAGUAACAAGUGAAGGGAAAAUUUAAAUUAAAUACUGUUAAGCUAAAUUAUAUUCUGUCAUUUGCUUUUAACCAAAGAAAUCAUGUCAUCAUAAGUUUUGAAUCUCCACACACAUCUUACAAUGAAAAUGUAUUUUCAGUGUACUUUCUGCUACAGUGAGAGGUUUUUUGUUUGUUUUUUUCACAUUUAUGAACUUAUUACUGGUGCAUUUUCAACAACUUAGCCGAUUAAGACUUCACCCUGACCUUUAUAAGUCAAUUCACUAAACAUUUGCAUUUGGAGUACACAAAAGUGGAAUUAAUAAAAGGUCAAAAAUCCCUGUCUUGAUUAGACGGGUUCUUAUAUUGUUUUCGCAUACCAGCUGGAGAAUUAAGGUGGCGUGCUGGUUGGGGGGGGGAGUGUUGUAAGUCGCCCCUGGUUGGUCAGUGUAGACUAAUGAGGGAGAUAUCGGGUGGUAACCCCAUCGCAUCUACUUGUACAGCUGACUGCAUCACGCGAUACUCUAGCUCAAAAAUAUGACAUUCAGGACCCUACGAAACGGACAAAUGCGGAACAAAGAGAGGAGAUAAAAAGAUCUGGGAACGUGUACACACAGCUGAAACAUGUCCAAGACAAGGGCGAGUGGCAAUCGGAGACGACGGCAUUGUUGCUGAGACGGAGAGGUAAAACGUUGCUGUAUGUCAAGGGAAAGGUUGCAAGUCAUUUUCCAGGGAGAAGACAAGAAAUUAUGGGUGAAAACGAUGUGAAAUCCUGCAGAGAGUGUGACACACCAUAAGGUGUCUCGAAAAAGGGUAAAUUGUUGCACUUGAACAGACAUUCUAAUGACAUUUAAAGGCUGUAGACUCGUAACAGCAAAAUGCCAGCAAGGGGAAAGUGCGCUGGCCUGCUGUGAAGCCUAAUACUCUUUCAGAACUGUUGAAAUUUUGAUGCCAUGGCAUAAUGGCACACAACUGAAUGUCAGGUGUGUGUUAUUGUAUCAAGACAAACUGCGUGUAACUUGUAAAUAGGUAUAUACACAUUGUAUUAUUACAUUUCUUGUGGUGCCACAUAUUCCCUGGUGGAUGAAUAAACGUAUCACUUGUCCUUUUCCAUAAA
This is a messenger RNA of Acanthaster planci (crown-of-thorns starfish), 8437 nucleotides long. Its product is annotated as G protein-coupled receptor 54-like. Gene Ontology annotation, cellular component: plasma membrane. Gene Ontology annotation, biological process: G protein-coupled receptor signaling pathway. Lineage: Eukaryota; Metazoa; Echinodermata; Asteroidea; Valvatida; Acanthasteridae. Gene Ontology annotation, molecular function: G protein-coupled receptor activity. The record is from RefSeq and is a predicted model, not a curated record.